Bombyx mandarina (wild silkworm) is the source of this 849-nucleotide messenger RNA. RefSeq lists its product as uncharacterized. Lineage: Eukaryota; Metazoa; Arthropoda; Insecta; Lepidoptera; Bombycidae. The record is from RefSeq and is a predicted model, not a curated record.
AUGGCACAAGGAAGUAAGGAUAACGCCGCCGCGGCCGCCGCCGAAACUUUAUUAAACGUCGAAUCGGAUCCGGUCGUAAGCCGUGUAGCGGUGCGCUUACCGCCAUUUUGGCCCGAGGACCCUGAAGUUUGGUUCGUGCAGGCGGAGGCACAAUUCCAAAUAUCCGGUAUCAAGGAAGAUACUACAAAGUUUUACCACAUUAUCUCGCAGCUGGAACAAAGGUACAUCCGCGAAAUUAAAGAUAUCAUAAAAAAUCCACCCGCUACCGGCAAAUACGAAAAAUUGAAACAAGAACUUAUUAAGCGUUUGUCAAUUUCACGAGAGCACCAAAUUACCCAGCUGCUUUCCCAUGAAGAACUGGGUGAUAGGAAGCCGUCACAAUUCUUACGGCAUUUAAAAACUCUCGCCGCCAACGAAGUUUCAGACGAAUUUUUACGUAGUAUGUGGUCGAGCCGCUUGCCACCUCACAUACAAGCUAUAAUUGUUUCGCAUACUAUCGGCACCUUGGAAGAUGUUGCGGAGCUAGCAGACAAGAUAUACGAGGUCGUGACGCCGGCGCCGUUACAACAAGUUGCGAGUGCAGCCGCCGGUUCCAGUAGCUUCGAUGGCUUAGUGAAGCGCCUCGACGAGAUGAUUGCGUCACGAGUUAAGACAGAGUUGCAACAGCAGAUCGCUCAAAUAAACUUGAAUCGUCGCAGCCGUUCUGUAUCGCGUGACGGCUACCGCGCGAGGAGAAGGAGCCGAAGCCGGACGCCAGGCGUGUGCUGGUACCACAACACUUUCGGAGACAAGGCCAGGAAGUGCACAACCCCCUGCAACUAUAAGGGAAACUUACAAGGCAGUUCGUAG